CACUGCAGUGCUGCUCUUGGUGCUCUAGAAGAAGCCCUAACAUCUGAAAUCCCAUAAUAUCAUGGAUAUCAAUAAAACUGCUCAUCACUGUAACCUGACCACACAGCCCCUGGUAAACGCCAUCAUGCCUCCUGUGCUCAUUAUUGAGCUCCUGCUGGGUCUGCCAGGGAAUCUAAUGGCACUUUGGGUCUUCUGUCACCAUCUUCAGUCCUGGACUCCCAACAUUGUGUAUCUCUUGAACCUGGUCCUGGCAGACUUCCUGCUCCUGGUGAGCUUGCCCUUCCGUAUUGACCAUAUGCUCCGUGGCGAAAACUGGAUAUUUGGAGACGCUUGGUGUCGCAUCAACCACUUCAUGCUUUCAGUUAACAGAUCUGCAAGUAUCGGCUUCAUGACUGCGGUGGCCGUGGAUCGAUACUUUAAAGUAGUCCAUCCACAUCAUAAGGUGAACUUCAUCAGCUUGCGACAAGCUGGGGCCAUUGCUUGCAUCAUCUGGAUUGUGGUGAUCUCACUGCGGCUCCCUCUGUUGACUAAUGUUCUCCUAAGCGAGAAGAACAGUGUAUGUAACAAUACAAUACACUGUAACAAUGUAUCUAUCUGUCGGAGCUUCAACUCCUACAAGGACCCACCAAAGGGCAUCAAGCUACACUAUAUAGUAUAUAUGGCCGAGUACUUCCUCCCUCUUAUGGUCUUAGUUUUCUGCUCAAUUCGAGUCACAUGCAUCUUGCACCAUUGCCAGAUGGACAAAAAGAAGCUGAAGCGAGCUGUUCGCUCAGUCCUGGUUAUAAUUGUGAUCUUUAAUAUCUGCUUUUUACCUGGAAUUGCCACAGGAAUCAGUGGACUCUAUCUACAGAAACUAGGGAAUAAAUACUGUGAUGCCUACAGACUGAACAAUCAACUCUUUGGCUUGUCUAUGGGGUUCACAUACUUAAACAGCACCCUAGAUCCUUUCAUCUACUGCUUCUCUAACUCCUUGUUCAGGAAUGAGAUAAAGAAAUCCAUAAAUUGGUUUGGUCUGGUGGAACUGCGACUUAGCUGCAGUGACAAUGCAGAGAAUAGAUGAGUCAAAUAUUAAACUGCUUGUGUAAAGAACACAGGUUUGGUGCUCCAGCUACAGCUUGGAUUUUUUGACUGAAACUUUAUUUGUGUGAAUGGUAUGAUGAUAGAUGUAAUGCAUUUAGAGAGAAAGUAUAUAUUACAAAAAAUAUAUAUAUAAUGUGUUGUUUUUGCACCGUAAAGUCAUCCCUGGUAUAUAUUUGACACUGCUGCGGCACCAAAGCAUACCCUUCUGUUUGCAGAUCUCAAAAAAAUGCAAUUGGCAACUCUUUAGAUACUGAUAACAUGCAGGUCAGUUUUAAAGACAACAGUUACUAUAUUGCUAAAAGUUUUGGUUCACUCAUCUAAAUCAUUGAAUUUGGGUUCUAAUCACUUUCAUUGCCACAUGUGUAUAAAACCAAGUUCCUAGGGAUGCAGCAUGCUUCUACAAACAUUAGUGAAAGAGUGGGUUGCUCCUAGGAGCUCAGUGAAUUCCAGCAUGGUACCAUUAU
Messenger RNA from Astyanax mexicanus (Mexican tetra), 1544 nucleotides. Its product is annotated as hydroxycarboxylic acid receptor 2-like. The record is from RefSeq and is a predicted model, not a curated record. Bases 62 to 1060 code for a protein of 332 amino acids. Lineage: Eukaryota; Metazoa; Chordata; Actinopteri; Characiformes; Acestrorhamphidae. Gene Ontology annotation, cellular component: membrane. The transcript has a single exon. Gene Ontology annotation, molecular function: G protein-coupled receptor activity. Gene Ontology annotation, biological process: G protein-coupled receptor signaling pathway.